Mugil cephalus (flathead mullet) is the source of this 3687-nucleotide messenger RNA. It is a transcript of the gene gpbp1l1, whose product is annotated as GC-rich promoter binding protein 1-like 1. Gene Ontology annotation, cellular component: nucleus. Lineage: Eukaryota; Metazoa; Chordata; Actinopteri; Mugiliformes; Mugilidae. Bases 1728 to 3218 code for a protein of 496 amino acids. The record is from RefSeq and is a predicted model, not a curated record. The transcript has 12 exons. Gene Ontology annotation, molecular function: RNA binding; DNA binding. Gene Ontology annotation, biological process: positive regulation of DNA-templated transcription; DNA-templated transcription.
CGACUGAGGCUGUUCGAAUCCCUCCUUGCCAGCGCCAGUGGAAAGCGUACCUAAAACCCAAACAAACAUCGAUAGACCAAUUAUUAAAGAGCUUUAUAGUUGCGGAAAGGAGUGACUUCGUUGGCGUUUGCAGCGUGUAUAUGUAUAUAUAUGGUUAUUUCUCCAUCUGCGACCAUCUUGAUCAUUUUAAGAAGGUAUACGUUCUCGUCAUGAAACGGUGCGAGUUAGCUCGCUAGCUCUUAGCAAGCUGAUGAAUGUGUGCUACUGCUGCUAAGGUAGCCAUUUUGAAACUGUGUUGUUCCAACGAAGCCAGGUUCAGUCGACUCCUCUGCAAGUACCUGUAAACCAUCACCAAGAAAACAGCGCUGAUACUUCCCGCUUGAGGAAAAACUACAUCCACGAAGGAAAGGAAACCUCCCUUUGACAUAUUUUGGACGUGUGCUGUUUUUUCGACCCUCAAAUUUUUUCCCUGAGAAAGAGAAGUUGAUCGAGCUCUCUUGAGGAUUGGCGAAGUUUAGUUUUUGCUAACGGACUAUAACAAAGAUAUUUUGACUUCAAGUCUUGCACAUCUAUGAAAUCAGAGAGACAUACUAUAUUUGCUUCAGACAGGAAAAAACAAAUAAUUAAAUGGGCCUCUUACAGAUGUGAUAGUAAAACAUAUAAAUAUAGAAACAGCCUUAUAAUGCAUCUCCCAUCGGCAUCACUGUUUCACUAACCAAAACCUAAAAUGACGGCGAUGUAACAUAGGGCUUUCAUUCCUUCAUUGUCAUGUGACUUUGAACCUUUGAGCAUUAUUUUCUUCAUACUAAGACAGUCUUUUCACCAGUUUAAUGAGGUGAGCAGUGGCUUUCAGUGACCUCCAUUGCCAGUAAAAGACUGUCUCCGAGUUCAUUUUUCUUUUUUUGCAUGCCUUCAAGUCGAUCUUAAAAUGAUUCGGUAACAGGUGAGUCGACUCAAAAACGUACUGGCACACAGUGUGGCAGGACAACACCUGUCUCUCUCUCUCCCCCCAUCUGGUGUCAAAGUGGAACAGCUACACAAACUGCUGCUCCGUGCUCCAGGGUAGACAACUUUCACUGACUGUUUCUCUACAAUAACAAUAAUAAUAAUAAUAACAAGAAGAAGAAACGACUGGCUCUUCCUCACUGUUGGGACAAAUCACCUCUCAGAUCAUCCAUUCAUUUUGCCAAUCAGCAUUAAGUUCAAUCAGGUUUGGAUUUUCACUCGUGACAAUAAGAACAAAUGGUUCAAAUAAAUUGAAGGAUUCAUUCUGCCUGGAAAGUAGUUUCUCGCAUCGGAAAUAGUAGAACUCACCAGAGACGUGACCGGCACGAGAGCUGUUUGGAUUCUGGUGAAACGAGAAAGAUAUUUCCUUCGUAGACCUCAAGACUCCCGCUUUAAAAUCUACUUCCUGCUUCAGUCCUCUGGAUCGCCACUCCAGAUCAUUCCGGCAAACUUCUGACCCACCUGCACGUGUUUCACCCUGGACGAAGGGAUCUGCCUCUGGGGAAAGGGGCUGCACUGUCCUGGCGGAGGUGGAGGGGAGGUUGUCGGUGUGCUGCUCCCUGUCUGUCAGUGCACACGGUCUGUGAUCAGUGCCAACGGGCCUGAGGAACCAAGCCCAGCAGGACUGAGAGAGGAGGCAGAGGACUUCAGAGCCACAGACUCUGGGAUCCUGGCCAUGAGGUUUGAUGCCUCGAUCCACUGACCGGAAACACUGGACCUAAAUGGCGCAGCAUGACUUUGUCCCUGCCUGGCUUAACUUCUCCACACCCCAGCCUGCCAAGUCCCCUGCUGCCAACCUUGACAAACAAGGUGAGCCCCAGCACCACAGAGACGGCAGAACUGCUGUGAGCCGCCGCCGCCACAAUUCCUCUGAUGGGUUCUUCAACAACGGCUCCCUCCGUGCUCCAGCAGGUGAUGGAUGGCAGCAGCCCUCUCUGCUGCUGAGGCACGACUCUGUGGACUCGGGGGUGGCCAAAGGAGGACACGGUGGGCUGGCGGGGGGCUCGUGUUGGAAGGAAACACCCGCCUGGCAUGGAGCUCCGCGGGGUGUCCAGGACGGCCACCACCACCAGGGGCGCCACCCCAAACGGGGGGCGGUCGACAGGGACAGGCAGGUGGGGCACCGGCAGCGCAAUGGUAACUUCCAUCCCCGCAAGGGCACCCCGUACCAGGACAAGUUCCCCAACGAGGAACGCAAAGACACCAAGGACGACAAGCUGAAGUUUGUGGAGGAGGACUUUCCUUCCCUCAACCCUGAAACAACUGGAAAGCCUGGGACUGGGAUGCGAGCAGUUGCUCCCCAUGCUGGAGUGUGGGAAAAUCCCCCUAGUGGCAAACAGAUGGUGUCCAAAAUGCUGGUUAUCAAGAAAGUUUCCAAGGAGGACCCCAGCACUGCCUUCUCUGCGGGGUUUGCCACCGCUGGCGCCCUGCCCACCAACGGCAGCAAAGCUCCGCUCACAGGCUCCAGUGUCUACAAGAACCUGGUCCCAAAGCCGGCUGUGGCACCCACCAAAAGCACCCAGUGGAAAUCUGGUGGUAGAGAGAUCACAAAGUCCGGUCUUCACAUGCCGGGCCGAGAUUCAGUCUUCACCAGCCCUGUCUCUGCAGCCAAACCCAGCACCCCAGUCAGUGCACCACAGCACAACACCCCAAAAGAGCACCCUUCCAGCACGACUCCACCCAUAGAUAUCGCCCCGUCGAGGUUGAAGCUGAUGCGCCGCGGUCCUGACCGUAAGAGCGAGUUCCUGCGAGCUCUGAAGGAUGAGGGCACUGGAGAGCUGACGACGAGCAGCAGCCCAGGAACUUCAGGAGAGGGUGAAAGCAGCACCCCAGAACCAAAAGCCUACAGCGAGGAGGUCUGCCACGAGAAUGGGCUGUCCUACUCCCUCAGUGACUCAGACACUGAACACCUGUCCAGCUCCCUGGAGGCAGAGCACAGGUUGCUGAAGGCCAUGGGCUGGCAGGAGUAUCCAGAAAACGAUGACAACUUCCUGCCUCUAACAGAGGACGAGCUGAGAGAGUUCCAGAAUAAAACUGAACAGCUGAAGAGGAACGGCAUGCAGAGGAAUGGGGUUCUCCCGAGGACGCGGGGUGUGACCCUCCACUUCACCCCCUGGAGGAGUGUGGCGGAGGCGCAUGUCGAGGAGGGCUCCGAGUCCGAAACCAGUAGCAGCAGCCAGACCUCUGAUGACGACGACUGCAUCAAAUCCUAACGUGGCUUUAUGGAACAAAAAAAAAAAAAACAAACAAACAAACACAACAACAGCCAACACCACAUCCCAGCAAGCAAUUCCCCUCUUCCUCUCUCAUCUUUGUUUUUAGAGCACCAUUUUGAAUUUCUUUUUGAUUUUUUUUUUUUUUUGUUGUUGUUGUCAUUCUUGCACAAGGGAAAAACCAAUCAUAUCCCAGUGAAGGGGGAGAUUCCUGCUCAGCCAGACGUUGUUUUCCCUGCGUUUCCUCCUUCACUGCAGUCCCUGCCCUCUUUGAACCCCCUUCCUCCUCCCUUCCUUUUUCUUCCUCGCUUUGUGGAACUGAAGUGUUCAUCAAGAAAAGAAGGGCAAUGAAUGCACACUUGAUUCUGCUUUAAACAGACUAACUCAUUUCAUUGAUGAUGCUGAUGACACAUUAUUAAUGAUAUUAAUAAAAAUUGGUUCCUGACAAGCUGAUAUGUUUCAAUAUGAA